UAUGGCUCUCGCUGACAUACUGACAGAAGAGCCUUCUGGAUUGUAAACUGCCUGCUGAAGGUCGGGUCUGGUACAGUGGAACUUGAGCCUCUGUGCUUGCCAUACCACGGAAAUGCCAUCCUACUUCCUCUGGACUUAACUACCGUGUCCACUGAACAUAAAGGCAGUCCAGCCUUUGGACUGCUAUCUGUCAACAAGAGCUAGAAGGGACUGGACCCUCCACUCUGAGAUUCUAUGGUCCUAACCUCAGAAAUGAGCAAACAAACAGAACUGAAAGAAGUAGCAGGGAUUCUCCUGCAGGCAGCAACUGUGGACAACUGGAGCCAGAUCCAGACUUUUGAGGCCAAGCCAGAUGACCUCCUCAUCUGUACCUACCCUAAAUCAGGGACAACAUGGAUUCAGGAAAUUGUGGACAUGAUUCAGCAGAAUGGGGACGAGGAGAAGUGCCAGCGAUCCAUCAUUCAACAUCGGCACCCUUUCAUUGAGUGGGCCCAGCCACCCCAGCCAUCAGGUGUGGAAAAAGCCGACGCAAUGCCAGCCCCACGGACACUAAGGACCCACCUUCCCACUCAGCUGCUGCCACCAUCUUUCUGGGAAAAGAACUGUAAGUUCCUUUAUGUAGCUCGAAAUGCCAAAGACUGCAUGGUUUCCUACUACCACUUCCACAGGAUGAGUCAGGUGCUACCUGAUCCUGGUACCUGGGAUGAGUAUUUUGAAACUUUCAUCAAUGGAAAAGUGAGUUGGGGGUCCUGGUUUGACCAUGUGAAAGGAUGGUGGGAAAUGAGAGACAGAUACCAGAUUCUCUUCCUCUUCUAUGAGGACAUAAAGAGGAACCCAAAGCAUGAAAUCCAAAAGGUGAUGCAGUUCAUGGGAAAGAACUUGGAUGAAGUAGUGCUGGAUAAAAUUGUCCAGGAGACGUCAUUCGAAAAAAUGAAAGAGAAUCCUAUGACAAAUCGUUCUACGGUUCCCAAAUCUAUCUUGGACCAGUCCAUUUCUCCCUUCAUGAGAAAAGGAAUUGUGGGCGAUUGGAAAAAUCACUUCACUGUGGCUCAGAAUGAGAGAUUUGAUGAAAUCUACAAGGAAAAAAUGAAAGGAACCUCUAUAAACUUCUGCAUGGAACUCUGAUCAGGAUGUAUAUAAAAUGAGGCACUAAGAACACGGAAGCUGUCUUCAGUUGUCAGCCCAGCCAAAACAAACUCAGAAAGCACCUUGUAAAUGUCAGUGACUGUGAUACAAACUUUGUGAUUAUUAACACUGAUACAACUUUGUAAAAGUUGAUUAUAUGUAAUACUUAUUUUCUCUACUAUUCUUUACAAAGUAGUAAGGCAGUUUAAUAAAAUAAGUAAAAUGUAAGAUUUAAAUACUACAAAGGUUUUUGAGUGCCCAUCCUUCUGGAACGUGUAGAUUCUUAUUCUGUAAUAUACUACCUUCAGUACAAGGCAAGCAUGUUUCACAUCACAAAUUCUCAACUUUUUUCCCUUUUAGUCCCAAAUAGUGACAUUUGAAGCUGAGAGCAGUAGGAGCAGUUUCCUGUGGGAGCAGAAACCCAGGGUGCCUUGCACCAGCUCGAACUCUGACUGCUUUUCAUCACUGCUGUAUUCAAACCUACAUUAUCUUCACGUGCAAAGACUUGGUCCACGGUGUGGUGCUAUUGGAAUGUGGUAGAAGUUAGGUAAUUGGGCCAUGUCCUUAAAGGGCUAGGGGACCCCAACUGCUUCUUCCUCCACGUGCUCCCAGCAUGAUGUGCUAUUUGACCACUGACUAGAAAUUCCAAAACCAUGACCAAAAUGAGCCAUUUCUCUUCGUAAGUUGAUUUAUCUCAGGUUAGAAUGAGAGAAAGCUGGCAAACAUAGUCAUCAUGAACUGGUAAUGGAAUACUUUUCUCUGGGGGAAAAAAAGACUUGAAUUUAUCUAACCUAUAAGUAAUUGUUUGGUUACUAACUAUAUAUGCAUAGGUUCAAAAUUGGCACCUCUUAUUUUCUAAAAAAGGUUUAUGUCACAACUGGAUUGUAACUUCUUAUUGCUUGUUUCUAUGUCUUAUUCCAUUUGUAAUGAAGUUAUUAAGAGAUUUUCUAGGCAUGGAGUCCACCCCUGUAAUUCCAAACCAAACAGAACUAGACAUACCCACUUCCUUUCAAGGUUAAGUUCAUAACAGUUCAGAAUCACUCCAGCUAAUCUCAGGAACAACCUGUGUCUCCAACUGUAUAGUCAUUGCAUAUCCCUGUGUUUAACAACAGAUUCAGGAUAAACCAUGGAAGCUCAGUAGUUACAAACUCAAGUUUCUUCAAUUCUGACUUUGUCUACUUGGCAUUUUCAUUUAUAUUAAGAAUUUAAAACAUCAAUAUUUGAAAGAGAUAAAUUGCAAAGCAUACUAUAUUACUUUAGUAUGUGCAAAGUUGUAUUCAUACUUGUCCUAGUUUGUUCCUUCAUUGCUAUGACAAAAUACUCUGACCAAUACCAAUUUGGGGAGGAAAGCAUUUAUU
Messenger RNA from Nannospalax galili (Upper Galilee mountains blind mole rat), 2483 nucleotides. RefSeq names its product sulfotransferase 1C2. Bases 235 to 1125 code for a protein of 296 amino acids. Gene Ontology annotation, biological process: sulfation. The transcript has 8 exons. Gene Ontology annotation, cellular component: cytoplasm. NCBI's taxonomy places the organism in Eukaryota, Metazoa, Chordata, Mammalia, Rodentia, Spalacidae. Gene Ontology annotation, molecular function: sulfotransferase activity. The record is from RefSeq and is a predicted model, not a curated record.